CACACCGCCGCCACUGCGAUAUUUCACCUUCGAUAUGUAAACAUACUGCCAUCUCUACCCCAGCACCGAGCCGAAAGAAGAAGUGCAACGCGCAGCGUCUAAUUAAAACCAAAUUGAUCGAUUUGGCAGCGGCCGAAACUGGACAUUCGCAAUUUGGGCGGUCAGCCGCCCCCGUCCCGUACCGCCCCGCCCCCCGCGCGUUUCCCGCUGCCGUGGAACAGUCCGUCGGUGUGACGCACGUCGGUGUGUGUGCCUUGUUAUUGUUGUUGUAGCGCUUGCUACGUUCGCCGUUCGCAGUGCGGUGGUGUGCGAGCGAGCCAGUGUGUGUGUGAGUGUGUGCAAAGAGGUAUCGUUGGAAUUAACAAAAAAAAAAACAGAAAAAACAAGAUUGGAAAAAAUUUAAAAGCCGAGAAACAAAGCUGAUCUUUAGCCACCUCCUUUCGGCCAGGUGUGCAAAAAGUGUUCACCCAACUGUUGCAUGCCAAAGAUUCCUGGGCCAACUCUUCUGUUCAUCCACAAACAUCCUGUUCAUCGUCAUACUACGACUUCCCUUGUACUCCCUGCAAAGACGCCUUUUCCAGGGAUUAAUAGUCUCCUGCCUCCCGGAAACACACGCACCUGGGAACUCCCGGGUGCUCUGCAGCGUCCGCAUGUGGCGUUGGCGGCACUCCAGCAAAAGAAGCCAGCGCCAAGUGCCCAAUCCUCAUCGUAGUCCUCGACCGCACUCGGAUAACUUUCAGUGGCAGCGCUACCACAGCAGUUAGCCGGAAAGAAAGCCACGCUCGUGACCUCAUCGCCGGAACAACAACAGCCAGCGCUUGACGCGUGCCUCCUCAUUACCAUUAACAUUCCCAUAACCAGGCGACCAUCUCCUGGCAGGGCACCAGCUGACCACGACUAAGCAGUAGAAAGAAGCAACCGAUCACAAGAAGGCACUUGCCACCAGGAAGCACCUGUAACUGCAGCUGGAACCCUUGCAUUUGCAUGCCUGUUGGACUAGAACCUGUGACCAGCCAGCGCAGCAUGGAUGUGGAACGAAGGCGCCGGGCGAAUACGCUCGAGCGCGAGAUGCGCGAUCCGACCAGCAUCUGCAAUGUGGACUGCCUGCUGGACACGGUUUCGGCUUUGGUCAGCGAUUGCGAUCACGACUCCCUGAGGCGGCUGAAGAACAUCGAGCAGUAUGCGACCAAAUAUAAACCCCUGGCGCUGCAAAUCAACCAGCUGCGGAUGAACGUGGAGGAUUUCGACUUCAUCAAGCUCAUCGGCGCCGGCGCCUUUGGAGAGGUGCAGCUGGUCCGGCACAAAUCCUCCAGCCAGGUGUACGCCAUGAAGCGGCUGUCCAAGUUCGAGAUGAUGAAGCGACCGGACUCCGCCUUCUUCUGGGAGGAGCGACACAUCAUGGCGCACGCCAACUCCGAGUGGAUCGUCCAGCUGCACUUUGCCUUCCAGGAUGCCAAAUAUCUGUACAUGGUGAUGGACUUUAUGCCCGGCGGCGACAUCGUGUCGCUGAUGGGCGACUACGACAUACCGGAGAAGUGGGCCAUCUUCUACACGAUGGAGGUGGUGCUGGCCCUGGACACCAUACACAACAUGGGCUUUGUGCAUCGCGACGUCAAGCCGGAUAACAUGCUCCUCGACAGCUACGGCCACCUGAAACUGGCCGACUUUGGGACCUGCAUGCGAAUGGGCGCCAACGGGCAGGUGGUGUCCAGCAAUGCGGUGGGCACACCGGACUACAUCAGUCCCGAGGUGCUGCAGUCGCAGGGCGUGGACAACGAGUACGGACGGGAGUGCGACUGGUGGUCGGUGGGCAUCUUCCUCUACGAGAUGCUCUUCGGCGAGACUCCCUUCUACGCGGACUCACUGGUGGGCACCUACGGCAAGAUCAUGGAUCACAAGAACUCGCUCAGCUUCCCGCCCGAGGUGGAGAUUAGCGAGCAGGCCAAAGCCCUGAUCCGGGCCUUCCUCACGGACCGAACGCAACGUUUGGGUCGCUACGGCAUCGAGGACAUCAAGGCGCAUCCGUUCUUUCGCAACGACACCUGGUCGUUCGACAACAUUCGCGAGAGUGUGCCGCCGGUGGUGCCGGAGCUCUCCUCCGACGACGAUACGCGCAAUUUCGAGGACAUCGAGCGGGACGAGAAGCCGGAGGAGGUGUUCCCCGUGCCCAAGGGCUUCGAUGGCAACCACCUGCCCUUCAUCGGCUUCACGUACACGGGCGACUAUCAGCUGCUGUCCAGCGACACCGUGGAUGCGGAGUCCAAGGAGGCCAGUGUGGCGAACAGCGGAGCGGCGAGCAAUAACCACGGCCACGGGCACAACCACCGCCAUCGGCCGUCGAACUCCAACGAGCUGAAGCGCCUGGAGGCGCUGCUGGAGCGGGAGCGUGGCCGGUCGGAGGCACUGGAGCAGCAGGACGCGGGCCUGCGGCAGCAGAUCGAGCUGAUAACGAAGCGCGAGGCGGAGCUGCAGAGGAUUGCCUCGGAGUAUGAGAAGGAUCUGGCUCUGCGACAGCACAACUACAAGGUGGCCAUGCAAAAGGUGGAGCAGGAAAUCGAGCUGCGCAAGAAGACGGAGGCGCUGCUCGUUGAGACGCAGCGCAAUCUGGAGAACGAGCAGAAGACGCGGGCACGCGACCUGAACAUCAACGACAAGGUCAUCUCCCUGGAGAAGCAGCUGCUGGAGAUGGAGCAGAGCUACAAGACGGAGACGGAGCACACACAGAAGCUGAAGAAGCACAACGCCGAGCUGGGAUUCACGGUCAAGUCGCAGGAGGAGAAGGUGCGCGACAUGGCCGACAUGAUCGACACGCUCCAAAAGCAGAAGGAGGAGCUGGGUCAGGAGUAUUCCGGGCUGCAUGCGCUGGUGGUGCAGGAGAAGAACCUGCGUUCGCAGCUCAAGGAGAUGCACAAGGAGGCCGAGAACAAGAUGCAGACGCUGACCAACGACUACGAGCGGACACUGAGUCGCGAGCAGAAGGCGCAGGAGGACAACCGGGCGCUGCUCGAGAAGAUCAGCGACCUGGAGAAGGUCAACGCCGGCCUUGACUUCGAGCUGAAGGCGGCCCAGGGCCGCUACCAGCAGGAGGUGAAGGCCCACCAAGAGACGGAGAAGUCCCGCCUCGUCUCCCGCGAGGAGGCCAAUCUACAGGAGGUGAAGGCGCUGCAGUCGAAGCUCAACGAGGAGAAGUCCGCCCGCAUCAAGGCCGACCAGCACUCGCAGGAGAAGGAGCGUCAGCUGAGCAUGCUGUCCGUCGACUAUCGCCAAAUCCAACUGCGCUUGCAGAAGCUCGAGGGCGAGUGCCGGCAGGAGUCGGAGAAGGUAGCCGCGCUGCAGUCCCAGCUCGACCAGGAGCACAGCAAGCGCAACGCCCUGCUCUCGGAGCUCAGUCUGCACAGCUCGGAGGUGGCGCACCUGCGAUCCCGUGAGAACCAGCUGCAGAAGGAACUGUCUGCCCAGCGUGAGGCGAAGCGCCGCUUCGAGGAGGAUCUCACCCAGCUGAAGAGCAAUCACCACGAGGCGCUGGCCAACAACCGGGAGCUUCAGGCCCAACUCGAGGCGGAGCAGUGCUUCUCGCGGCUGUACAAGACGCAGGCGAACGAGAACCGGGAGGAGAGCGCCGAGCGGUUGUCCAAGAUCGAGGAUCUCGAGGAGGAACGCGUGUCGCUGAAGCACCAGGUGCAGGUGGCCGUUGCCCGCGCCGACUCGGAGGCUUUGGCCCGCUCCAUUGCCGAGGAGACCGUGGCCGAUCUCGAGAAGGAGAAGACAAUCAAGGAGCUGGAGCUGAAGGACUUCGUGAUGAAGCACCGCAACGAGAUCAAUGUCAAGGAGGCGGCCUUGGCCACGCUCAAGGAGGCGGAGAUCGAGCUGCACAAGAAGCUGGGCCAGAAGGGCGCCGAAUGCGAGGAUCUCGUCCAGCAGCACAAGAAGCAGCUGGACGAACACUCGCUGUUGAGGACCAGCAAGGACGAGGAGAUCACCAAGCUGCUGGACAAGUGCAAGAACGAGGUCCUGCUCAAACAGGUGGCGGUAAACAAGCUGGCCGAGGUGAUGAACCGACGCGACUCCGACCUGCCCAAGCAAAAGAACAAGGCCCGCUCCACCGCCGAGCUGCGCAAGAAGGAGAAGGAGAUGCGCCGGCUGCAGCAGGAGCUCUCGCAGGAGCGCGACAAGUUCAACCAGCUGCUCCUCAAACACCAGGACCUGCAGCAGCUGUGCGCCGAGGAGCAGCAGCUCAAGCAGAAGAUGGUCAUGGAGAUCGAUUGCAAGGCCACCGAGAUCGAGCAUCUGCAGAGCAAGCUGAACGAGACGGCGUCGCUCUCAUCGGCGGACAACGAUCCCGAGGAUAGUCAGCACUCCUCUCUGCUCUCCCUCACACAGGACUCGGUUUUCGAGGGCUGGCUGAGUGUGCCCAACAAGCAGAACCGGCGACGUGGCCACGGCUGGAAGCGGCAGUACGUCAUCGUGUCGUCGCGCAAAAUCAUCUUCUACAACUCGGACAUCGACAAGCACAACACCACGGAUGCGGUGCUCAUCCUGGACCUGAGCAAAGUGUACCACGUGCGUAGCGUCACUCAGGGUGAUGUCAUACGCGCCGAUGCCAAAGAGAUUCCGCGCAUCUUCCAGCUGCUGUACGCCGGCGAGGGUGCCUCCCAUCGUCCCGAUGAGCAGAGUCAGCUGGAUGUGAGCGCGCUGCACGGAAGUAGCAAUGAGGAACGCCCGGGCACCAUUGUCCACAAAGGUCACGAGUUCGUCCACAUCACCUACCACAUGCCCACGGCCUGUGAGGUGUGCCCGAAGCCGUUGUGGCACAUGUUCAAGCCGCCGGCGGCUUACGAAUGCAAGAGAUGCCGCAACAAGAUCCACAAGGAGCAUGUGGACAAGCACGACCCGCUGGCGCCCUGCAAGCUGAAUCACGAUCCGCGCAGUGCCCGAGACAUGCUGCUCCUGGCCGCCACGCCAGAGGAUCAAAUGAUGUGGGUGGCGCGCCUGCUGAAGCGUAUCCAAAAGAGUGGAUACAAGGCCAACUCGUCCAACAACAACAGCACCGAUGGCAGCAAGAUAUCGCCCAGCCAAUCGACGCGCUCCUCCUACAAGCCGUAUGCGGUUAAUGUGCAACGCUCCGCCACGCUGCCAGCCAACUCGUCGCUGAAAUGAACGCCGACCGAUCCAAUGCGAUCCGAUCCCAGAUCCCAGAUGCCAGAUCCUAGAUCCCAGAUCCCCGGCGCGGCCUUUGCAGCUGGAGCCGGGAGCAGCGAGUCUCCAGCCCCAACGAAACUAAUGCUAUGCAAACUGAUACUGAUAUAUAGAGAGAAAAAAAAAGAGAGAGUGAGCAACUGCAACUUCAAUGGCAACUGCAACUACUAUCUUAAAUUAACGCUCUAAACAUACAUGCUACAGUAAUCUAAAAAUAUUUUUUGAGUAAUUUUUUACAAGCUAAACUAAACUACAACUAAACUGAAACUAAAACUAAUACUAAAACUGUAUCUUAAAGAACAUGUAAAGCCAAUGCAACUCGUUUAACGCUUACCUAACACAUCAAACUGAAUGGUGAGAAAGCUAUGUAGAACAGAAGUGGCAACGUCAAGCGGGUCAGAUAAACCAUGGAUUUGUCGCGUCGUUGUACUUUAUAUACUAUAUACAAUAUAUAAAUAUAAAUACGUUAUGGUAUUCCAUGGCCUGCUAUUGUAUUCUAUCACCGCACUCAGCACAACGAUGAGAGCUGUACUUAGUUAAGUGAAUCCAUGUCGCAGAAAUGAAGGACGUUUGAAGGAGCUGAUUCAGUCGACUCCUUUUUACAUCUUGAUUGCCUUGUAAGAACUUUUUUUUUAUACAUAUAUUUAUAUAUAUAUAUAUAUAAAGCAUAUAUACAUACUUGUUGUUGUUGUGUAGCGAAUCCGAUUGGCCAAACGUUGUUCUUAGUUGUAAAGAAGCGAGAAGAUAACAAAUAACAAAUUGCAUAUGAACAGAGCUAUACAUUAUAUUCGUAGAGAUGUAGAGAUAAAUAUACUCCACCAAGAGCAUAUCCUGUAAGCCACAUGCCAGCUAACAACAAACGAAUCGAGCAUACAACAAACCAGAACUAAGUUAAAGCCACUUUACAAAGCUUUAACUUGUAUUCCAUUUAAUGAUCACUCUUUUUUACAGAAAUAAUAUAGAUUUACGUGUACAAGAGAAGUGGAAAACAAUCAGUUACUUAAAAGGCAAACAAAAUAUGCUGUCCUAUUCCAGUUUCCAGUUCCGAUUUCAAAUCGGUGUUUGAGAAAUCGGAAUAAGUGCAUUCGAAAUCGUUGGUUUCGGGCAUUUUGUCUCAGAGGCAAAUUCAAAAGUAAAGCCGAUAAAUAGUCUUUUUUGUUUUCGAUUUGCGGUUUUCCCUUUGCAAAAGACUCGAUGGGAACCGGAAACGGAAACGGUAACGGAAUAGAGUGUCUCUAGCCAUGGACAGAGCGAAACAUGAAUCGAAACUAAACUAAAAUAAAGUAAAAGUAAACGUAAAGUACACCUAACGAUACGAAAUGAAAGAUGCGACACAGCGUUGUGUGUAAAAGGCUACGUCUAAGUAUUAAAUAUCCAAUAUGUUCUAGUUGUAAGCUAAGCAAAUUAUUUAUUUGUAUCGGCAACGGAAACGGCAGCAGCUUAGCACUCUUUAAUUUGUAUUCCAUUAAUGUUGAUUUUACUUAUGAUUUCGAACCCGAGUUUUGAGUUUUGAGUUUUGUAGUAAUUUGCGUAGUUUGUUUUACAGAGUGUACAGAGUGAGAGGCGCCAGCGCAUUGCAUUUAAAAGUAACGAUAAUAAUAGCAACAUUUCGAAGUUCUGGCUGGCUGGCUUUAAACAUCGGUAGUCGGUUAUUGUAUAUCGCUAAUAGUCUAUCGAUAGCCGCAAAAAAACAGCCGAUAAGUUCGGACUUUGAUUUUGAAAUCGAAGCGCUGCUUUCAUUUACUUUGUAUUUUAUUUGCACUAUUAUUAUGAUGAUCAUUCGUAUUACGUUUAUGUUUAAUUGUACUCUUUAGUUUAACCACGUUUGUAAUUGCAUUUGACCUCGAAUCUUAUCGACUGGCAUCCAAAUGGAAUUGCAAACCUCAAGCAAAUAAAAUGAUAAUGUGUAUAAAAUCA
Molecule: messenger RNA, 7113 nt
Organism: Drosophila rhopaloa
Lineage: Eukaryota; Metazoa; Arthropoda; Insecta; Diptera; Drosophilidae
Product: rho-associated protein kinase 1
Exons: 11
Coding region: 985-5157 (1390 amino acids)
Biological process (GO): mitotic cytokinesis; cortical actin cytoskeleton organization; peptidyl-threonine phosphorylation
Cellular component (GO): cytoskeleton; cytoplasm
Molecular function (GO): Rho-dependent protein serine/threonine kinase activity; small GTPase binding; ATP binding
Source: RefSeq, a predicted model, not a curated record